AUGCUAGAACCACUGGACCCGGAGUCGGCCUCUUUUGUACUACCGGAGCAUAUUCACCCGUGGCUGCGCUCAGUCGUCGUUCUAGGAUUCAUCAGCUUCUUCGCAUCGGUGUCACUACUAUUCCUACUCACUUACAAACUGGUAUCCUGGCAACUACGGUCGAAGCGAAGCAACCAGUUUGUCAUUCUGAUUUUCAAUCUUCUCUGGGCGGACAUCCAACAGGCACUCGCCUUCCUACUAAACGUUGAAUGGCUGCGACUGGGAUCCGUCGAGGUAAAAAAUCCGGUAUGUUUUGCGCAGGGCUGGCUGGUAUCUACGGGUGAUUUGGGAAGCGGAGUCUGGUGCUUUGUCAUUGGAUUACACACCUUUGCUUCAGUCAUUCUGGAUUUCCGUCUGAAGCCAUGGAGCUUCUACACUUGCAUCUUGCUACUCUGGGCCUUCAUCCUAGGGGUAUCUUCUAUCCCCCUUGGUAUGUACGGAGAGAGCAUCUACGUACGAUCUGGAGUAUGGUGUUGGAUCCAUCAUGACCUUGAGGAUCUCCGACUUUGGACACACUACAUUUGGAUCUUCGUCUUUGAGUUCGGCAACGUCCUAAUUUACGCCAUAAUCUACACGAUCCUGUCAGUCCGAAUUCGCUCCGGCUACUACACGACCGAAGAAGCUAAGCGCGUACGCUCCAUCGCAAACCUCAUGGUCGUUUACCCGCUCGUCUACGUUGUCUGCACUAUCCCCCUAGCCUCUGCGCGAAUGGCGUCGAUGUCCGGCAACCCACCCUCGCUUGCUCGUCUUUGCCUCUCGGGAGCCAUGAUCGUCUCCAAUGGCUGGCUUGAUGUACUUCUCUAUACCUGCACUCGACGCAUCAUGAUCUUUUCUGACGAGCCACCCUCCGACGGAGAUGGUAUGGAUACGUUUGCCGCGUUCUGGAUCGAGAAGCCUAAGCGCUUUGGAGGCGAAUGCACAAUCGAAGCGAUGAACACACACACAAGGGGUCGACGAUCAAAGAGCAGGGUAACACUUCCAUCAGGAGGCGAAAGCUCAGACGAUCUUUGUGGGUUCGGUUCGAAAGACAUCAAGUUGGUCACUACAACAAGGGUCAUAAGCGAGCCGGCACAACCAGAGGAUUUUGAAGAGUUGGAGGCCGAGGCACGCAUAACGCGACCUCGCACACCGACCACAAGAUGGAGCCAGGAUACAUCUGGUACAAACGAAAGUCGCAAUCUGAGUUUGAAAGAGCUGGCAAUACCCCAUGUUGCGCACUGA
Alternaria atra is the source of this 1260-nucleotide messenger RNA. RefSeq lists its product as uncharacterized. Gene Ontology annotation, cellular component: plasma membrane. The coding region runs from base 1 to 1260 and encodes 419 amino acids. The record is from RefSeq and is a predicted model, not a curated record. NCBI's taxonomy places the organism in Eukaryota, Fungi, Ascomycota, Dothideomycetes, Pleosporales, Pleosporaceae. Gene Ontology annotation, molecular function: G protein-coupled receptor activity. The transcript has 2 exons. Gene Ontology annotation, biological process: adenylate cyclase-activating G protein-coupled receptor signaling pathway.